AUGGCGUACAACAGAUCGUACAACCCCGACGAGCUGCCCAGGUUCGCCGAGCCAGAGCCUAAGCCUGGCUCUGCCGCUUCCUCUAGAUACGAGAGCAAGCCUCCGCCGCCAUUGCCCCAGCAGACCGCGCGUCCUCACCAGAACUCGGACCCCCGACGGCUGCAAGCCAACAACUCCUACGGCCACCCAUCAACAUCGCCCAUGUCGCCGCCGCCGCAAGCCCAAGGCCCUCGCCCUACUACGCAUAACAGGCCGCCCGCUGCCAGCCGUCCGCCGCCGUCACCUGCUCCCCAGGACGGCACUGACCCGACUCUCUUGCCGCUCUUUAGGGCUGUAGAUAAAGAUGGCACGGGCCAGCUAUCCGAGAAGGAGCUCAGCGCCGCGCUGGUCAACGGCGAUUGGACGGCUUUCGAUCCUCACACGGUGCGCAUGAUGAUCCGCAUGUUUGACAGCGAUAGGUCGGGCACCAUUGGGUACCAGGAGUUCUGCGGGCUGUGGUCAUUCCUGGCGUCGUGGCGGACGCUGUUUGACCGCUUCGACAAGGACCACUCGGGUAACAUCUCGCUCGACGAGUUUACCGAUGCCCUCAUUGCUUUCCGCUAUCGCCUCUCACCCCGCUUCGUUCGUCUGCUCUUUGAUACCUACGACAAGCGCAACGAGGGUGUCAUGAGCUUUGAUCUGUUUGUCCAGGCUUGUAUCAGCCUCAAGCGCAUGACCGACGUCUUCAAGAAGUACGACGAGGACCGCGACGGCUACAUUACCUUGGGCUUUGAGGACUUCCUCGAGGAGAUUCUGAAGCAGCUCAAGUAA
Molecule: messenger RNA, 810 nt
Organism: Pestalotiopsis fici W106-1
Lineage: Eukaryota; Fungi; Ascomycota; Sordariomycetes; Amphisphaeriales; Sporocadaceae
Exons: 4
Coding region: 1-810 (269 amino acids)
Molecular function (GO): calcium ion binding
Source: RefSeq, a predicted model, not a curated record